CAAAAGUUUCUUCAACUACCCAUAAAUUUUUCCUCUAAAAACAAGUCAUGUCCAUCAAAGUUGAGAUUGUGAGUUCAAAGCUAGUAGGACCAAUGUACAAUGGUUAUGAACCAAAACCAGUUCCUAAUACAUUUAUUUCUCUUACUGUCUUUGACAAGGUAGUGGAAGAUGAUUACGCAUCGGUCCUAUAUGUGUAUAAACCACCAAACCCAUCAAACAUGUCAUUAGAACAAGGUCUCCGGAGGGCUUUAGUUGAGUACCCAGAAAUGGCUGGCAGGUUUUCUACAAAUGAAAACUGUGAUGAACGUGUGAUACUACUAAAUGACAAAGGUAUGAGAUUCAUUGAAGCAACCGCUGAUUGCACUCUCGAUGAGGUUGUUCUGUUCAAGCCGUCUACCUUGUCGACUUUCAACCCAAAUGAAAGAAGACUAGAUGAAUUGGCUCUUGUUCAGCUUACUAGAUUCACUUGUGGUUCACUAGUUUUGUUCUUUUCCAGCAGCCACAUAGUGGCUGAUGGUGCAUCUGCCAGUCAAUUCGUUGUUGCAUGGAGCCAAGCUUGUCGAGGUUUAAAGAUUCCUCCGCGCCCUUUGUACAACCGGAACAUAUUUGUUCCACGAGAUCCGCCUAUAGUCGCUUCCGACCACAAAAAUGUCGAGGUUGCAAAGAGGGUGAUCAAUCAUAAUGAGCUGAUGGAUCAACUACUUCCUUACUCGGCAGAUAAUGUGGUCUAUCAUAAAGCACAUUUCACACCCGAAUUUAUUGCCAACCUUAAGAGUAAGGCUAACUCUACAGUUCCAGAUACCGCUGACGGAAAACGUAGGCCUUAUUCCACCUUUGAAAGCUUGGUAGCUCAUAUAUGGAGAACCAUGGCUAAGGUCCGAGGACUUACAGAUCUUCAGACAACCGAAGUUAAGAUCUCCGUGAAUGGACGAAGAAGGUUGAAACCUUGUGUUCCAGAUGAGUACUUUGGUAAUGUGGUUCUUGCUGCAUUUCCUCAAUCUCGAGUGAACGAACUUUUGCAGAAAUCCUUGAGCCAUGCCGCUGAGGGAUGGAAAGUCCCAACCGUGUGGCCCAAUUUGGAGGCCGAUAGCUGGCUUGGAUUUCCAUUCAGCGCCGUGGAUUUCGGAUUUGGAAAGCCUUAUAUUUUCAUGCCAUCAUUUGCACCUUGGGAGGGUGUGGUGUAUUUGGUUCCUUCAUUGGAUGGUGAUGGAAGUAUAGAUGUCUACAUAACUUUGUUCGAGCAACAUCUGAAUCUGUUCGAAGAAAUUUGUUUCUGCGUAAACUAAUUAAGAUAUAGACCUCUCUAAUUAAACUUGCCGUAUGUGAGAGCAGAACCAGCAGAUGAUUAAUUCUAUACCAUGAGAAGUUUUCUUUCUUUUUUUCUUUUUCUUUUUUUUUUUUACACAAUUUGUA
Molecule: messenger RNA, 1413 nt
Organism: Papaver somniferum (opium poppy)
Lineage: Eukaryota; Viridiplantae; Streptophyta; Magnoliopsida; Ranunculales; Papaveraceae
Product: agmatine coumaroyltransferase-2-like
Exons: 2
Coding region: 48-1286 (412 amino acids)
Molecular function (GO): acyltransferase activity, transferring groups other than amino-acyl groups
Source: RefSeq, a predicted model, not a curated record